Molecule: messenger RNA, 1216 nt
Organism: Hyposmocoma kahamanoa
Lineage: Eukaryota; Metazoa; Arthropoda; Insecta; Lepidoptera; Cosmopterigidae
Product: ribosome biogenesis protein TSR3 homolog
Exons: 2
Coding region: 388-1122 (244 amino acids)
Biological process (GO): maturation of SSU-rRNA
Molecular function (GO): rRNA small subunit aminocarboxypropyltransferase activity
Source: RefSeq, a predicted model, not a curated record
CCUACCUCCCGCAACCCCCACCUCUAACGUCACGUUUACUAAAGUCCUUCCUUUCGUUUUACUAUAAAAGUGUUAUAUUUUCGUUAUGAAACAUUGACUUACACAAUUAUAUGAAAGUAAACAUUUUGACGAUUGGCUCAAACUAUCCCAGAGCCAGAGCCAUGAAAACCAGUCAAAAAAGGAAAAAAGUACCCUCGAAGAGGUUAGUAAAAGAACAAUAAUUGGCGGAAUCGAGAAAGACACAGAACAAGCCACCAAUAAAUAAGAAAAAGAAGAAAAAAGAACACUAUUAUUUUUGUGAGAAAUUUUGAAAUAAUGUUGAACUCUGCUAAAGAUUAUUUGUGAAAACUAUAGUUGCUGUUUUCGUUGGGUCACUUUCUAAAUAACAUGUCUUCUAAGAAAAAAGGGAACAUUCAUGGAAAGCGUUCAAAUCAUCAUGUGCAACGACAUUAUGCCGAGCGAAUGAACGACCUAACCUUACAGUCGUCAUCUGAUGAAAGUGACGGAAGUAGUUCUAACGACGAAGGCGUAGAAGCGUCAUUUGCCGUCAGCAUGUGGGACUUGAAUCAUUGUGACCCAAAAAAAUGUUCUGGAAGAAAACUACUGCGACAUAAGCUCAUCAAAAAUUUGAAGUUGGGACACCGUUUUCCAGGUGUGGUGUUAUCUCCUGUUGGUACCCAGUGUGUCAGCCCAAAUGAUAAAGAAAUCAUUAAAAAAUUUGGUUUAGCAGUUAUUGAUUGUUCUUGGGCAAAGAUAGAUGAAACUCCAUUCAGUCGCAUGAAGUCUCUUCAUCCUCGCUUGCUACCAUUCUUAGUGGCCGCUAACCCUAUAAAUUAUGGUAAACCAUAUCAACUAAGCUGUGUUGAGGCACUUGCAGCGGCUAUGGUUAUAACAGGACAUGAAAAAGAAGCACAGUUUUAUUUAUCAAAAUUUUCAUGGGGUCAUUCAUUUUUAGAACUCAAUUCUGAGGUAUUAGAGCUGUAUGCUGCUUGCACAGACAGUAAAACUGUAUUGGAAGCUCAAGCUAAGUUCUUGGACUCAGCCGCAAAAGAAAAAGACACAAGGUGUAUGUGGCCCCCCAGUGAAUCUGAUACGAGUGAAAAUGGAGGAAGUAAUUCUUAGCAAAUAAUUUAUUUAGUAUACAUAUUUUAAAUGUGUGUAUAGAGAUUUUGAUUAACCAUUAAGAAUUUAUAUAAACUGAAUAAUAAAGAUUAUA